AUGAAAGCGCUUGACUCUUUAGCCAAGUCGCUCAACGUCGAUGAUAUAACGGAGCACAAAAACCUCCAAGCUCCGCUUAAAAUUCAUCGCUCGGCCUCUUUAUGCAAACGUGGUCGCGUGUUUGACUACGACUACCCAACAACGGAGGAUUUCGAACAGGCAACCAAAAAGGCCAUUGACGAAAAAGACCGUCUUCCCUACUCCGAGAAUACCAACCACCCAAGAACCCCAGCGACGGCAGCAAAUUCACCCUCAAAACCACAAACACCCUCCCCCUUCACGCUCCGGCACUGCCUCACCCACACCUCGGGCCUCGCCUACGACGCCACGUCGGACGAGCUCCACCCCGCCCGGCGCGACAGGCUCCCGUCCUCCGACCCGCGCGCCACCGCCAACCUCAUCCUCCCCAACCCCAUGGGACGUCGCGAUUGCAGUUCCACACGCCGCUGGUCUUCAGCCCAGGCGAGGCGGGGAGGCGGGUGCUACGGCACGGGACUACGGCGGCGCUGCUGCGCAACGACGGUGUCUUGGUGGGCUCCGGGGCUGUUCGCGGAGCUGUCUAGGCCGCAGCUUUUCCGGCGUGGAGGACCCGCGCUUGCAGGCUUGGCUGGCCGAGGGGCAGGAUCUCGUGUGCAGUGGGUUGAUCGCAUCGGCGGCACCGCGGGUUUCUACGGCAGCCGGACCUUUCCGGUCGGUGAUGAGCCAACCUUCAGGCUCUAUUCCAAGUUCCAAACGGGAGUGUCCGGCUUGGUGGGUGUGGCAUGA
This is a messenger RNA of Pyricularia pennisetigena, 765 nucleotides long. RefSeq lists its product as uncharacterized. The coding region runs from base 1 to 765 and encodes 254 amino acids. The transcript is spliced from 3 exons. NCBI's taxonomy places the organism in Eukaryota, Fungi, Ascomycota, Sordariomycetes, Magnaporthales, Pyriculariaceae. The record is from RefSeq and is a predicted model, not a curated record.